Molecule: messenger RNA, 1507 nt
Organism: Phaedon cochleariae (mustard beetle)
Lineage: Eukaryota; Metazoa; Arthropoda; Insecta; Coleoptera; Chrysomelidae
Source: the annotation of a GenBank genome assembly
UAUUACCACAGCCUUAGCAAGAAUACAUAAUUCAUUAUAGUUUUAAUUUGUUUUAGAUGUUUGUAGAUGUCUAUAGAAUUUCUGUUGACAUUUUCUGUUUGAAACGAGGGAUCAUACAUACAUUGGGGAAAUUUUACCUGCUUGAUUGAUUAAAAAUGCAAAUUACGCAUUAUAAUGCUAAUAUAAUGAAUGUUUCUAUUUAUCGUUUGGGUGCCAUGAUGCUAUAUAUCAUUAUGAUAACGUUCCCGGUAUUAGGUUAGGUAUAUUUCGAAAAUGACAUGCAUUGUCCAAUACAGUAAGUUGAGUGAAUGUAGUGAUUAUAUUAUAGUGCAAUUAGUGCAGUACAAAAAGUGUUGAAAUAUAUACAAAAAAUAAAAUCAUGGCGUUGACGAAAGUUGGUCGAAUUGCCAUGAAAACUCUGAAUGAUGAGAUAAAAGUGUUGAAUAAUGUAAUUGUGAGAAGGAACAAUUUUGUCUAUACUCCUGAUACAAAAAUUACAGUUCAAGGAGAGAAGACCAAAAUGAACAUGUUCCAGUCGAUCAACAGCGCCCUGGACAUCGCCUUAAGGACGGACGACACGGCCCUCGUGUUCGGCGAGGACGUCGGCUUCGGCGGCGUGUUCCGAUGCACGCUCGGCCUCAGGGACAAGUACGGCAAGGACAGGGUGUUCAACACGCCGCUGUGCGAACAGGGCAUCGCGGGGUUCGCCAUCGGGGUGGCGGCCGUGGGCUCGACAGCGAUUGCCGAGAUACAGUUCGCUGAUUACAUCUUCCCUGCCUUCGAUCAGUUGGUGAAUGAAGCAGCUAAAUACCGGUACAGGUCUGGAGGUACAUUCGAUUGUGGGAAACUGACAGUACGUGCACCUUGUGGAGCAGUAGGACACGGUGCCUUGUAUCAUUCCCAAAGUCCUGAAGCUUAUUUUGCACAUACUCCUGGUCUCAAGGUAGUGAUUCCAAGAGGUCCAACUAAGGCGAAAGGUCUCUUACUGAGUUGUAUUAGAGAUCCAGACCCUUGUUUGGUAUUAGAACCGAAAAUAUUAUACAGGGGAGCAGAGGAAGACGUGCCCGUAGGAGAUUUUCAGUUGCCAAUCGGUAGAGCAGAUAUUCUUGCAGAAGGUAGCGAUGUUACUCUCAUUGGUUGGGGAGCCCAAGUGCAUGUUCUCAAACAGGUAGCACAAUUAGCUAAAGAAAAAUACAGCGUGUCUUGUGAAGUUAUAGAUCUAGUAUCUAUUUUGCCAUGGGACAUGGACACUGUUUGUAAGUCGGUUAAGAAAACUAAACGAGUUCUGAUAGCACAUGAAGCUCCACUAACUGGCGGAUUUGGUGCUGAAAUAGUCGCAACAAUACAGGAGGAAUGUUUCCUACAUCUCGAAGCACCCAUUGCCCGAGUCACGGGCUUCGACACGCCGUUCCCGCACGUUUUCGAGCCCUUUUACUUGCCAGACAAAUGGCGGUGUUUGGCCGCCGUCGCAAAGCUGGUUAAUUAUUAAAUGAUGCGCAUAGUAAAA